ACACCACAUCAACAAACCAUGGAGAACGAACUGAAAGGUUCAGAUACUCUUGAUAGUUCCAAAGCUUUGCCACUUGAGAAGUCUCAGUUGGAGCAUUUGAACUAUUAUGUUCAACUAGAAAUGUUAUGCUCAAUUGUGAUGCUUUUCGUCCACAUUUCUUGUGAUUUCACAAGUAGAGUACCACUUUCCCUCGUCAAACGCUUCCCACCCUUUACCCUUGACAUUGGUUUGAGUUCUGGAUAUCUUGACAGCUUAGUGGAUUUAGUCCAACUGUUUUUGAAAUCAUUUCCUGGUCCUUUACAUGAAGCUUUUGCGUCUCUUUCUCAUUCUCAGCUAAAAUCAAGCUUGUCUAGUUAUAACAACAACAUGUUUACUUUCAGUGGCUUGGAAUUUACUUGGUUCAGAGAUGGUGAUAUAGAUACAUAUUACAACAACUAUAAGGGUCCCAAUAUCGUUUACGGUAUUACUAAAACAUUUGUUGAUCAAUUAAGUGCAAGCACAAACUAUACGUCAGAUGAACUCUUAGGUACCCUAUACAAUACUUAUUCCAGUUCAAUAAAAGACAUGUGUUUUAAUCCUACAUCCUUCAACUUGACUGGGUUGGGAGAUUAUGAUAUUUGUCAAUUGCACAGAUACAAUACCUCUGGAUAUGCAAGCCAUGUGUUAUUAUCAAUGUUUCACUUUUCCAUAAUAAUUGUGAUGGCAAUUCAAACAAUCGAACUGAUGAUGAACAUCUUUGGAAAGGUAUCCAUCGUUGAAAUUGCAUUCAUCAAGAAGGUUUUCUUAGGUAUCGAGAAUACAGUAUUGAUUUCCUACGUCUACAAAUCUAUAUUUAUGCAACGCAAAGUCAAAGCAUUCUUGCAGGAAAAUUCCGUUGGAACUUUGACAGUGGACCCCUUCACAUUCUUGUUUGUGGGCUAUUUUUUGUACCAAAUCAGUCUUCAGUCUGUUUUACACAGUGAAGUCACAAGAUUGAAGUUGUUGGAAUGUUGGAAAUGCCCCAUCUCGGCUAAAAAGAAGGCCAUUCAGCGUUGGGGGUUGUAUGCAUUUUUGUUUCUUUCUAUAGUCCCCACUAUAUUUAUAGUUAGUUUAGUAUAGCACUAUUUAGAAUGCCCUAGGUGCAAUUUAAUUUUAGCUUUUAUAUACAGAAGUAUGUUGUCCAAAAUUUGUUAUGAUUGUUAUCAACAUUUGCGGUGCUGCGUUGUCUCUCACCCGCUAAUUUAGCGUUUUUAUGAGUGAGUUUUAGCUUAGAAUUGCUUCGACAUUGGAAAUACCCCAUGUCACCUAAAAUCAAAAAUAAACUCCAUUCAGCGAU
Molecule: messenger RNA, 1315 nt
Organism: Spathaspora passalidarum NRRL Y-27907
Lineage: Eukaryota; Fungi; Ascomycota; Pichiomycetes; Serinales; Debaryomycetaceae
Exons: 1
Source: RefSeq, a predicted model, not a curated record